Molecule: messenger RNA, 1909 nt
Organism: Vitis vinifera (wine grape)
Lineage: Eukaryota; Viridiplantae; Streptophyta; Magnoliopsida; Vitales; Vitaceae
Exons: 11
Coding region: 86-1612 (508 amino acids)
Biological process (GO): mRNA 3'-end processing
Source: RefSeq, a predicted model, not a curated record
CCCUCGAUCGACCCCACAACCACUCCCUCUCAAGAAAUCGCGUUCCCCUCUGUCAGUUGCUCACUCUCUCAUCCGUUUCUCGACAAUGUCGGACAAGCCGAUUGCCGCCGAUGCUCUGCCGUCGAACUCCGACGAAUUCCCCCAGAUGUCCAGGUCUGAACUCUACGAUAUGAUGUAUCAGAUGAAGCUGCUUACCGAUGAGAAUCCGCAACAAGCACGCCAGAUUCUGGCUGAGAAUCCUCGAUUGGCCCGAUUUGUCUUUCAGGCUCAAAUAAUGCUUGGAAUGAUGGGGACCCCUCGAGAGACUCCAAGUACUCAGUCAUCAGUAUCACAGCAUACUCAGCAGCCAAUCGCUCUGGCCACGCAACAGAUGUCAGGAACAAGUGGAUCUCAAAACCAAGUUCCUGUAACAAAGCAAAUGGAAAACCCAAUGCAGAUUGCAUCUGCAGCAGCCCUUCUUAAUGGGCUUAAACUCCCUCGAUCGACCCCACAACCACUCCCUCUCAAGAAAUCGCGUUCCCCUCUGUCAGUUGCUCACUCUCUCAUCCGUUUCUCGACAAUGUCGGACAAGCCGAUUGCCGCCGAUGCUCUGCCGUCGAACUCCGACGAAUUCCCCCAGAUGUCCAGGUCUGAACUCUACGAUAUGAUGUAUCAGAUGAAGCUGCUUACCGAUGAGAAUCCGCAACAAGCACGCCAGAUUCUGGCUGAGAAUCCUCGAUUGGCCCGAUUUGUCUUUCAGGCUCAAAUAAUGCUUGGAAUGAUGGGGACCCCUCGAGAGACUCCAAGUACUCAGUCAUCAGUAUCACAGCAUACUCAGCAGCCAAUCGCUCUGGCCACGCAACAGAUGUCAGGAACAAGUGGAUCUCAAAACCAAGUUCCUGUAACAAAGCAAAUGGAAAACCCAAUGCAGAUUGCAUCUGCAGCAGCCCAGAUGGCCCCCUCUCAAAUUCCUAAUUUGCUUUCCCAUCCAAUUAGUUCUGCUUCUCAGCCACCAUUAGCUCGACCUCAGAUGCCUACAGUCUCCAGCCAAUUGCAACAACCAGGACAGACACCUAUCCUUCCACAUAUGCCGCUGCAACCACCAUUGCCUCCACAUCCUAGACUUCCAUCAAUGCCAGCUUUCCAACACCAGCACCCGUCACAAAUGGGCUCCAGUAUGGGAUUCCAACAACCUGGUGGUCAGCUGCAUCAUUCUCAGCCUGUGUUUCAUUCAGGUACCCAACCUAAUGCUAGCAUUGGGCCUUCCUUUACACAGGCACAGCCGCCACUUCCAAGUCAGCUGCCAUCGCAAUCUUUUAAUCAGAUUGGAGGUUCACAUUUAAGGACAGAGUUCAGUAAUCCUGCUGGAAGCUCCAUGCAAGCGGACAGGGGAUCUUCUGCCUGGAUGCCUCCCCGUCAUGAGAGUACAAUGGGAACACAGAUCCCAGGACCUCCACCAUUAGUUCCUGGGUUUGGCCCUAGCAACCCACCUCCACGCCCCCCAAUGUUAAACCCCGAGAUGGAGAAGGCUUUGCUUCAGCAGGUAAUGAGCCUAACCCCAGAGCAGAUUAAUUGCCUGCCUCCGGAGCAAAGGCAUCAGAUUCUUCAGUUGCAACAGAUGUUGCGGCAAUGAAAUAAUAGAAGUUAGAUGUUUCAGGAGGAACAAAAUCGCUGCCCCAUACUCAUAGGCCCCUUGUUAGACAUAACUCACAACUAUGUUGAAGAACUUCUGUUUUUUAGACCGUGCUCUGCCUUUGCCCUUUUUGAGGUUACCAAAUUUGUAUUUUCUUUGCCAUAUGCGUUUACCUCAAUACCAGUCUAAUGGUGACUGAUUUCAGACACAUCAUGACUUCAGAAUCUUGGGACCUGCACAUUUUGGCAGCCAUGUUGAAUGGCAUAUGAUUGAGAAUUUCGCAUUUUUUUUUGUGCA